AUGUCAAGCAUCACUGUCAACGAAGCAACCCUCACGGAAUUACUACAGAAGACCGUAAAGCUGACUAUCUCCAAUGGGUCAUCGUUCAUUGGAAAUAUUAUAGAGGUCCACAAUAUCUUCUGCGUCUUGGAUAACGUUUAUCGAGAGACAACUUCGACUGCGCUUGAGAUUAUACCGCGCCCCGUGAAAUUCAAUUAUGAUCUGAUCACAGAGAUGAGUCUAAUAGAUAGGACAGUUGACGCGGCCCACGGGCUUCCGGCGCUCCCAAAUGCAAAUAGCCCUGCACAUGGUGGAGGAAAGUUCUCUUCUCAAAGGCCUCAAGGGUUUACUUCUGAGAGCAAUCGCUCAGAAAGAGAUGCCGCCGGUGGGAACGUUGAAGAUGGCGAAGAAGACCUAUUUGGGGACUUAGACUUAGACGCUGAACGUGAACGGUAUAAGAAGCAGUUAGCCCAGCGAAACUUUAUUACUACAGGUGCCCAGCCUGAUGAGAGCUCCGCUCCGCUUUCGUACGAUUCUAAAAAGAGCUUCUUCGAUACUCUGACCGUGCAGAAGGGAACACGAAGGAAUAAUAAUAAUGGAGCCAAUCGUUUCCAAGAUAAUAGGCGCAGUGAUCGCAACGAAGGAAGUGGCAGUUCUGGUUCUAAUAACGUCAAUAACAGGAGAAAGAACGAGCAACACAGGGGGCACGACAAUGAUGGCGGAUAUCGUAAUAGAAAUCGUAAUAGACAGCAGAGCUCUGCUCAAGCAGAUUCGGAAUACAGGCAUCGUGGCACAGGCGGUAGGCCCCCGGGUCGCUUCGCCAAUGCUACGUAG
Messenger RNA from Giardia duodenalis, 813 nucleotides. RefSeq lists its product as uncharacterized. The transcript has a single exon. The coding region runs from base 1 to 813 and encodes 270 amino acids. The record is from RefSeq and is a predicted model, not a curated record. NCBI's taxonomy places the organism in Eukaryota, Fornicata, Diplomonadida, Hexamitidae.